AUGCAAACCUUGAGUGAAGCUCUUCUGCACAACAACCAUCCUGCCCCACCACCACAGCCCGCCGGACAUCGGGAUGUGGGACGUCUAGUCUCGGGCCAUAGACCACCGAUGCUCGCCGGAGAGGAGGACCCUGUCAUACUUGAGGAGUGGAUCCGAACCUUCGACAAGAUCUUCUUCGUCGUAGAGUGCCCUGAAGAGCGCAGAGUGGAGUUGGCACCUUUCUACUUCAGUCAUGAAACUGAUCUCUGGUGGGUGCACGAGGGACCCGCAUGUCAAGAAGAGCCCGACUUCAACUGGAUAGCCUUAAAGGACCGAAUGAGAGAGCGGUUUUAUCCGUCACAUGUCCGAGCUGCUAUGUACGAGGAGUUUCUACAUCUCCAGCAGGGUUCAUCGUCUGUGGUGGAGUACCACAAGCGCUUCUUGGAGCUCACUCGUUUCGCUAGGAUGCUAGUCCCCACCGAGAUUGCGAAGGUGGAGAAGUUCGUGACUGGGCUCAAUUAUGGGGCUCGAAAGGCGUUGACCGUGAGCAAGCCAAGGACCUUGAAGGAGGCUUAUCUGAGUGCUGCUGACCUGUACUGGGUACAACAGUUGCAGCGAGGGUCGUUUGAGCUCACUAAGAAGAGGAACGAAAGCAGUGGACCCCACAACUUCAAGAAGCCGAUACAAGAUCAACCCGAGUAG
This is a messenger RNA of Ipomoea nil (Japanese morning glory), 681 nucleotides long. RefSeq lists its product as uncharacterized. NCBI's taxonomy places the organism in Eukaryota, Viridiplantae, Streptophyta, Magnoliopsida, Solanales, Convolvulaceae. The transcript has a single exon. The record is from RefSeq and is a predicted model, not a curated record. Bases 1 to 681 code for a protein of 226 amino acids.